AGUACACAAAACUACUCCUCUAAUGCACUGCAGUUGACUCGACCAAGGUUGUGGUUCUCCUUGAAUAAGCGCCCUCCAGUCGUGCUGCUCGAGCUUAUCUCUCUUCUCCUCUUCUUCUCCUCUUGUUGGUGGCAAUCAACCGAAUCCGUCCAUUUAUUAUCUCCACCUCCACCAACACCACCACAACAACCACUUCUCCUCCAUCUCUCUCUCAUCAACCACAACAACCACAACAACAACACAAACAACACCAUCCAAAAAUGGCUUCCCCCCCACAAUCCCUCGCCUCCUCCCCCCGCACACACGCGCGACACACCUCGCGCCCCUCCCUCACCCUCGACAUGAGCAACCUCCCCCCGCUCACCCAACCAACCACCGCAUCCAACACACUGAUCAUAACGGACCUGAACGACCUGACCCUCUUCCAACCCCCCUCCCUCACCAUCCUCCGCAGCCAACUCUCCAUCCUGGGCCCUCUCAACUCAUUCUCCCCGCUUCCCUCCCUCCGGCGAAUCGUCUGCUCCUUCCAAACGGACGCCGACGCGCUCCGCAUCCGCAAAGACCUAACCGCAUCGCCACUCCCCCUGCUCAACCGCCCAACCCUCCACCCAAAGAUCUACUUCGGCGAGCCCACCCCCAUCCUCGACGCCUCGCGGCCCAAGCUCCUCGAAGCCCCGCAAGUUGACAAGCUGUUCUUCAUCAGCCCCCCGCCGUCCCCGCCGCACGGCUGGGUCAUGCGCCAGGAAGAUCCCCCGAAUAAGGAGGUACAUGCGACGGAUCUGGCGCUGGCGCUGGCGAAGUUGAAGACGGAGCAGACUGGUGAGGGCGAUGCGUACCCCGGGGCUUUCGAGCAGCAGCAGCAACAGCAGCCGGGGACGCCGAUGUCGAUGACCUCCGACAAACGCACGGGGAGCUGGCCCGUGUCGUUUUCGCAGACCCGCAGUCGGAGCAGCACGCUUAUCUUCCACCCCGAGGAGCAUGGCAGCAGCCCCAAUCUGCCGGCGGUCAUGGUCGAGGAUACCAGUGCCGGGGCCGCGGAUGAUAUAGAUGUCGAUGAUGUGGACAUGAGUCCCAUCGAGAUGGUCUCUGUGUCCAAGAUGCCGCCCAAGACGUCCCGCCCGCCCGUCGAGUUGAUGCAUUGAGUGAUUACACACACAGCACGCUGGCAUUUGUUUUCUUUUCUUUCUCCUUUUCUAUUCUUUCAUUCUUGCUGUACAGUUUGACGGUGUUAUUUCCAUGGUCGUUUUUUCAUUAUAAUGCUUGGGAUGCAUGCAUCGUUCGGCCAUCCGGGAUUUUGUUCUUACUUUUGCUUUGCUUUUGCUCUAUCUUACUCAUGGAUGGCGUUUUGGGAUGGAAUGGAGUGGAAUGGAACGGGAGAACGUCUUUGCGCGCACAUACUGGAUUCCUCAUGAAGCAUGUUUUCUUUCCAGCAUCGUUGGUUUGCUUUGAUCUUAGGUUGAUUGGGCCAGUCCGAUAUACAUACCUACCUACCUACAUACCUACAUACAUCGUAUCGUGGCAUACAUAAAAUUGAUGACCUGAACUCCUACUAGUCAUUUUUAUCACACUACCCCUCUCACUCACUCACUCACCCACUCACUACCUUACUACCUUACUACCU
This is a messenger RNA of Aspergillus heteromorphus CBS 117.55, 1621 nucleotides long. It is a transcript of the gene cbpA, whose product is annotated as putative calcineurin binding protein. Bases 261 to 1142 code for a protein of 293 amino acids. The record is from RefSeq and is a predicted model, not a curated record. Gene Ontology annotation, biological process: calcium-mediated signaling. Gene Ontology annotation, molecular function: calcium-dependent protein serine/threonine phosphatase regulator activity. The transcript has a single exon. Gene Ontology annotation, cellular component: nucleus; cytoplasm. Lineage: Eukaryota; Fungi; Ascomycota; Eurotiomycetes; Eurotiales; Aspergillaceae.